Messenger RNA from Closterium sp. Naga37s-1, 1994 nucleotides. The record is from the annotation of a GenBank genome assembly. NCBI's taxonomy places the organism in Eukaryota, Viridiplantae, Streptophyta, Zygnematophyceae, Desmidiales, Closteriaceae.
AGCAGCAGCUGCAGGUGGACCGCACCUCGCUGGCGGACACCUUCCCCCUGCUGGACGAGGCGGCUGCUUCCACCAUUGCCGCGCUGCCAGCUGGCGACGACGGCCUGGCGCAGAUCCACGCCAUGCUGGCAGCUGCGUCACGUGUCAGUGUGGGAGAUGUGGACGUGGAGGGUGGGGUGGAGGGAGAGGGCACGGUGGGAGCGGCAGCAAGCACAGGUGUAGAGGGGCGAGUAGAGGGGGCGGUGGGGGGAGCAGCAGUGGGGGUGCCAGUGAGGGGGACAGUGGGGGAAGCAGCAUGGGAGGAGGCAGUGGAGGAGGCUGUAGGGGAGUGCAUGGACCUGUAUUUCGUGGCGGAGGGGCUGCAGACACGAUUCCAUAUUGGUGCGUGGCCAGGAGGGCGGCCGAGGCAGCAGCAGGCGGACUGGGAGGUGGAGGCGAGACAGGUCAUGCUGGGGCAGCUGAGAUCGCUGGACGACCAAGACACCACGCAGAAGCAGCAGCAGGCGGACAGGGAGGCGGAGCUGAGGCAGUUCAUGCUGGGGCAGCUGAGAGCGCUGGACGACCGGCGCGAGUGGUGGGUGGCGCUCAACCUCACGGGCGACGAGGCCAGUGAAAAGCUCAACACCAUGCCGGACGGGGCAGAGAAGAACAAGCUAUCGGAGUUCCUCUUCUGGUAUCUGCCCUUCCACGCCUGGUUCGACUCCGAGGGGCCCGACCACCCCAAGGCCGUCGCCCACGUGGAGGAGCAGCGUGCUGUGCUGGCAGCCGCCACAUCAGCCGCCACGUCAGCAGAAUCCGCCCUGAAAGCCACACAAGAGCAGCUAUGGGAGGAGUGCGGGCUGCGGCUGCCCCACAGCAACUGGACGGAGGAGCAGAGCGCGCUGCUGGAGCGAUACGCUGCCGUGGCCAAUGUGUCUGGCUGCACCGACCAGUGCACCGACUGGGAGGCUAUUUACCCCGAGUACGAAACCCAACCGGGGCUAGUCGCCCCGAAGCACGUGUGGCAGAAGCUACCGGAGCACUAUCCUGACACGCGCCCCAACGUGUCCUUCAUCGUGACGUACGGCGGGCGAGCAGAGCGCGUGCAGGCGCUGGUAUCCCGCCUGUACGCGUGCACACACGGCAUGGCGGGGACGGGUUCACUGCCGGGCAUCCGAGCGGAGAUGGUGGUGAGUGUGAUGAACCCGGAUGCGACACUAGAGGCGUGGAUGCAGGCGAGGAACGACACGGCGGCGGGAAUCUUCGUGGUGGCCGUGCUGCCACGCUUGGGUGCUGCGCCGCUCAUGUUCAACGACCUGGCGAGGAUGGCGCGGGGGGGGCUGUUGAUGAUGCUGGAUGGGGACGCGCUGCCGCCCGCCUCGUGCCUCUGGCUGGACAGAGUGCUGGCCGCGUUCGCCGCGUGGCCGCGCCUGGCAGUGGCGGGCUUCCGCACCGACGCCCUGGGGGAGGCUGGCCGCGCACAGGAGCGCGUGGAGGGGGACGAGGCGCCUCAGGCGGCACGCGCAGCUGCCAGCGUGCGGUUCUGGAGGGGGCUUGCGGAGGAGAUGGAGGGAAGAGGGGGAGCGGAGGGAGGGGAGGUGGGGUGGAGGGACCCUGAGACGGGGGUGGCGAUGCACUUCACAGGGCUGGUAACCGCAUUCCCUCUGGUGCUGCGGCGCUCUGUGCUGGAGGACAUGGGGUGGCUGGACGAGGCGGACAUGCGGCAGGGACGGGCGGCCGUCAUGAGUGACUGGCACCUCUGCUCACGCACGUGGCUAUGGGGGUACCAGGUGGCGCGUCUACAGCUGCGCAUGGGGGAAGGCGGUCGUGGGGAGUGGCCCACUGUGACGCGCGCACAGCACCGCCACGUGCUGCCGGGGCAGGGCGCCUCUGGUGGGGGCGAGCAGGGCAGGGCGGUGGAGUAUGGGGAGUAUGAUGCUGCCAUGGCAGAGUACCACGAUGACAUUGUCAAGGAGGUUGCUCGCUUGAAUCGCCUGCUCGUUCGCAAUGAUUAG